AACUGAUAAGAAAUUAAUUAUACGUAUCGAAAGGACUAUCUCCGCAAGAAAUCACCAAUCGUACAACACGCCAAAAUUUGGAAAUGCGAGGCACGAGACAUAUUGCAGUAGUUUUCUUACUUUUUAUCAAUGUUCAAGAUGUGUUUGGAAGCGAAGAGGAAGGGAUUCACACCCAGGACCGACGGUUAUUGCUGAACGACCCACAGACUUUACUCACGCAAAUCGAGGCGUUGCAAAGGGAAACGCAGACUAUGAAAACGGAGAUGAAUACCAUGAGGACCCAAGUGACGACACAACAGACGCAGAUUCACUCUCUGGAGAAUAAACGACACGAAGAUGGCAUAACGGGUGGGAAACCCCACCACGAGCCAGGGGGCGGGGUAAACACACUUUGUUUGCCACAUGACCCGGACAACGCAUCCCAUAAUUUCCCGACUAGUUUGCAAUCGGCGGCGCAUGUAUAUGGAGACGAGUACGAGUUUACGUACGGAAAUAUCGCGCGAGAUGAUGACGUUCCGUGUGCAGUUUGUCACCUACAAAGUGCCACCUCUGUGUUGAUGAUACCGGCAAAAACCACGUGUCCCAGCGGUUGGACCAUGCAAUAUCACGGAUAUUUAGUUACCGAUAAUGAUGAUUCGGGUUGGCAUGUUACCGAUUUUAUCUCUCUCCAUGGUGACCCCGAAUAUUUAACCGAGGGUGCGCGACAACAUAAUUUAAACGGUCAUGUUCUGUAUCCAGUCGCAGCUGUUUGUGGUUCUCUCCCCUGCCCUCCCUAUAAGUCGGGUCAAUACAUAACGUGUGUUGUUUGCUCGUUGUAAUGAUUAAAGUCAAAGAUGAACGUUCGUUAAAGGCUAAGUGUAGUUAUUUUUAAACUUUCAUUUUUCUUUGGUUCAAAAUGCAUUGAUAUGGUAAUUGUACUAUACACAGAAGGAAAUCAAGCAAUCAUUAUUCUUUCGCAUAAUUUUCGAAAUCGCAUACAAUGCUUUAUUUAAAACAUCAAUCCAAAACUGGUAGUAAUGAAUGUUGAUUGCGAUCAUCCGGGAAAAAAUCAUUGAAUAAUAUUCAUAUAUAUUAGACAAUUUCAGAAAUGAUGACCAAAUUCCAAUAGAAACACUCUGUAAGAUAUAAUAUUGAUUCCUGAACAAGACAGUCACAGUGGGUGUGACCGGUCAACAGGGGAUGCUUACUCCUCCUAGGCACCUGAUCCCACCUCUGGUAUAUCCAGGGGUCCGUGUUCGCCCAACUCUCUACUUUGUAUUACUUAUAGGAGUUAUGAGUUUUAUCACUGUUCGUUAUAUUCAUCUUUCGUGUAUCUGUUUCCUUUCUUGGUCAAACUUAAAUAAGGGCGGGGGGAGGGGUAAUGUCAUAUUGGCUAUAUUGUAAAGUAAGUACAACGUAUCAUAAUAUCAAGGCGAAGGCCACAGCAAGAUAUAUUUUCUUCUUAUGUAAAACUCUUGAAUAAAUUCAGUUCAAACAGCUUUUA
Ostrea edulis (European flat oyster) is the source of this 1483-nucleotide messenger RNA. RefSeq lists its product as uncharacterized. The coding region runs from base 84 to 818 and encodes 244 amino acids. The record is from RefSeq and is a predicted model, not a curated record. Lineage: Eukaryota; Metazoa; Mollusca; Bivalvia; Ostreida; Ostreidae. The transcript is spliced from 2 exons.